UUGCCUCAGUCCAAAUCCUCCAAGCUCUCUCAGCGCCUCUCUUUCUCUCUCGCUCCCUCUGUAAUCCGGUUCAAUGGCACCGAAGAAGGAGAAGGCGCCGCCGCCGUCGUCGAAGCCGGCCAAGUCCGGCGGAGGAAAGCAGAAGAAGAAGAAGUGGAGCAAAGGCAAGCAGAAGGAGAAGGUCAACAACAUGGUGCUUUUCGACCAGGCUACUUAUGACAAGCUGCUCUCUGAGGCUCCCAAGUUCAAGCUCAUCACGCCGUCUAUUCUCUCCGAUCGGCUCAGGAUCAACGGCUCUCUGGCCAGGAGGGCAAUCAGGGACUUGAUGGCCAGGGGAUCCAUCAGGAUGGUCUCGGCUCACGCCAGCCAGCAGAUUUACACCAGGGCCACCAACACCUAGGUCGAAAUCUGUUUUUUUUGUCGCUUUCGUUUUGAGUCGGUUAUGAUCUGUUUUUAACAGUAUGGAGGAUUUUGUUUUAGUGUUUUGAGACUAUUUAGAGUUUGUUUUUUCGAUUUACUUUCGGUACUGUGGAGAAUUUCAUUUGAAGUUAUCUGAUGAAGUUAUUUUCUAUGGGAAUUGGUUUAUUUUUGCGA
Argentina anserina (silverweed cinquefoil) is the source of this 594-nucleotide messenger RNA. Its product is annotated as 40S ribosomal protein S25. Gene Ontology annotation, molecular function: structural constituent of ribosome. The transcript has 2 exons. The coding region runs from base 74 to 400 and encodes 108 amino acids. NCBI's taxonomy places the organism in Eukaryota, Viridiplantae, Streptophyta, Magnoliopsida, Rosales, Rosaceae. The record is from RefSeq and is a predicted model, not a curated record. Gene Ontology annotation, cellular component: cytosolic small ribosomal subunit.